AUUAUCAAUGCAAAGUCGAACACUUUGAGAUUAGAUGCAGAUCAGCGUGCAGGGCUGGACGUGAGGAUGGGGCACUCUUUGCUCUGUUUGCUGGGGUUAUUCUUGCUCAGUACAGUCAUCCAUGGAAACACUGAAGAACUUGGAGUGAAGCCCACUCUGACAGCAGACAGAUUAACCAUACCAGCAGGGGGCAGUGUGACACUGACCUGUGAUGUAAAACACUCUGCUGACUUUGAAUAUGAGUGGUUCAGAGAACCCAGUUUAAACACUGAGAAGACCGCAGUAGUUGGUGAAUCAAAGAGAGAACUUGUGACCUCUGAAGGCGGCAUCUACAACUGCAGAGGACGUAUAAAAGGGACAAAUUCAAUCACAGUAGAAAGUGAUCCAGUCAUCAUUCAGGAAACUGGACAUGGAGUGAAUAUCACUGUAACAGCAGACAGCACAACCAUACCAGCAGGGGGCAGUGUGACACUGACCUGUGAUGUGAAACACUCUGCUGACUUAAAAUAUGAGUGGGUCAGAGAAACCUCAUCUGCAGUGAAGUCCACAGAAACUGUUGGAUCAGAUAAAGUGAUCAAGAUCUCUAAAGGAGGAAAAUACCAAUGCAGAGGAUGGAGAACAGACAUAACUUCACUCAUAGCACAAAGUGAUCCAGUCAUCAUUCAGGAAACUGUUUCCAACAGGAUCGAUGUCACGCUGCAGCACAGCUGGUCUCAGAUAUUCACUGGUGAGACAAUCACUCUCAGAUGUGAGAUUCAGGGAGGUGAAGGAAAGGUGUGGAAAUAUGAAUGGACAGCACCCAACACAAACAGCCCUCCAACAUCCAGUGAAUACAGGAUCAGCAGAGUUUCACUGUCCCACAGUGGAGACUACAGAUGUCGGGGUAGCAGUGACUAUCUCUUAACAGGAUGGAGUGAUGCCUUCAGACUGACAGUUUCAUUUCCCAGUAAGCCCACUGUGACCCUGCAGCCAUCCUGGACUCAGAUAUACAGCGGUGAGACAGUCACUGUCAGAUGUGAAGGAAGUCAGUCGCUGUUUGUAUGGAGAGAAGACGAGUUAAUCAGACCUCGGACACCUGAAUACAGAAUCAGCAGAGCUACUGAGUCUGACAGUGGAGGAUACAGCUGCUGCACCAUGAGUCUUUCAGUGUGCAGUGACAUCAUCACACUGACUGUAUCAUCAGAUAAACCCAGGGCCACACUGACAGCAGGAACAACAAUCAUACCAGUAGGGGGCAGUGUGACACUGACCUGCUCUGUGCAGAGCUCUGAUGGAUGGAAAUAUGAGUGGUUCAGACGAACCCAAAGAACCUCUGAAGGUCAAAUCAGAGAUCAACAAAACAGAGAUAUCAGAGUAUCUCAAGGAGGAAUCUACAGCUGCAGAGGAACAAGAGGAAACCCAGUUUACUACACUGAUAUAAGUGAUGAUGUCACCAUUGAGAUAACCUUUUCCAAUAAAGUUGUUGUAAAACAACAACCCAACUGGCCUCAGAUAUUCAGAGGUGAGACGAUCACUCUGACAUGUGAGGUGCAGGAAGGAGGUGAAACCACUGAGUGGGAGUAUGAAUGGAGAGGACCCAGGACACCCACACAGUGGACACACAAUAAUGAUGUGACAUUCAGAGUUUCUGAGUCCAGCAGUGGAGACUACAUGUGUAAGAGUCGACGCAGAGAUGACUCAUAUUCUUCAACAGAGUGGAGUGAAGCCUUCACAUUGUCAGGAUCAAAUAAACCAAAGGCCAAACUGAGAGCUGAUAACACAACUGUUCCAGUAGGGGGCAGUGUGACCCUGACCUGCUCUGUGAACCCAUCAUCAUCAUCUGGAUGGAAAUACUACUGGUACAGAGAUGAGAAAUCCUCUGAAGCCCUGACCACACAAGAUGCAGUUUUCCACUCAAAUGGACAAAUCAGUGUCUCACAGGAAGGACUCUACAGGUGCAGAGGAGGAAGAGGAAACCCAGUUUACUACACAGAGGACAGCCAGUCAGUCAGGAUUGGGAAAACUGUAACUGUAUCAGGAGCUGACAGCUCUUCAUCUCCUGUGUGGUUGAUUGUUGGACUGGUUUGUGGAGUCUCUCUCAUUAUUAUUCUCCUGCUCUUGUUGUAUCGCUGCAGACAGUCCAAGUGUGCAGAUAAACCCCCAGAUGUCAUUUACUCUAAUAUUGAACUUGAAAACUUUGUUAAUAAGUGGAAGCAUCAUAAACCAGAGCAGAGUGCUGUUUACACUAAUGUGAAGACGGGAGCUGCAGAGGACAGUCUGAUGUAUGCUGAGGUCAAACAGCCCAAAAAACAAAAAGCCAAGAAAAACAAAGGAAAAUCAAGUCCUGCAGCUGAUGCAGCAGUUUAUUCUGAAGUCACAUCAGGAAGCUCUCUCAGUCAGUGAGGAGAGCUGUAGCAGCAAAGCCAAGAAGAAGCUUUUUAUGAAGCCACUCUUGCUCCUCUGCUCCCCAAAUA
Molecule: messenger RNA, 2453 nt
Organism: Oreochromis niloticus (Nile tilapia)
Lineage: Eukaryota; Metazoa; Chordata; Actinopteri; Cichliformes; Cichlidae
Product: Fc receptor-like protein 5
Exons: 17
Coding region: 67-2382 (771 amino acids)
Biological process (GO): immune response; cell surface receptor signaling pathway
Cellular component (GO): external side of plasma membrane
Molecular function (GO): transmembrane signaling receptor activity
Source: RefSeq, a predicted model, not a curated record